UGUGUCGGCUUCACUUACGUGUACUAAUCUUGCGAGAUUGACGCUUCCAGUCAACAUCGAUGUGAAAAGAGAAGUCCAUUUUAGAAGUGGGGAUUUACGUUAUUUAGGAAAAAUGCUUUGGUUUGAGGGCACAAUUCCUGCUGCCAUUGUCUCAGCCAAAGAGCAGAAAGCCAUCUUCGUCGUCGUUAUUACAGGAGACGACGAGCAGUCCGAACAAUUGAUGUCGAGUUGGGAAGAUGACAGAGUGGCCGAGACCGCGGGCCGCUGUUGUGUGGCCAUAAAAAUAGACACCAAGAGUGAAACGUGUGUGCAGUUUUCUCAGAUUUAUCCUGUGGUCUGCGUCCCAUCCAGUUUCUUCAUAGGUGAAAACGGGAUCCCCCUUGAGGUGAUCGCUGGCAGUGUGUCUGCAGAGGAACUGGUGAAGCGGAUCAUCAAAGCCAAACAGAUGCAUGCCCAGCAGAUGGGGGUACCAGAUGGGGGUUUGGGCGUGGCAGGGACAGAGGCGCAGAUAGGCGCAUCCUCCACACCCCCCAGCACCCCAGAGCCGGCCAUGCCGCAGGUCUGUCUUCCUCCGAACGGCCAGCCUGGCCUCACACUGCCACCUAGUACUGCAUCAUCAGCCGCUCCCAAAGAAUCCCUGUCCACAUCUGUGGAGGAAGGUGGAGCCUCAGGUCAUGUGACUCCAGGUGAAGACAGGAGUGUGUCGUCGGAUGACGUGUCCCUGACCUCCCAGACGGACGAGAGUCUUGAUGCCAAGGUGGAGAGGCUGACAAAGAAACUUGAACAGCGACAGGAACAAAAGAAAAGAGAAGAGGAAGAGAGUGGAGUAAGGAAAGAGGUGGAGCGCAGGAAGCUGGGGAAAGAGAUGCUGCACUACAAGAGGAAGCAGGAGGAGGAGAGGACCAAGCACAUGCUGGAGGAGAGGAACCGGGAGAAGGCGGAAGAGAAGGCGGCCAGGGAGCGUGUCAGACAGCAGAUCGCCAUGGACCGGGCAGACAGGGCAUCCCGGUAUGGCAGGAGCCAGGAGGAGGUGGAAGCGGCCAAGGCGGCGGCGCUGGAGUCCCAGCGGGCGGAGCAGGCGGCCAGGAAGGACACGUCGCCGAGAGAGAGGAGUGCGAUAGCGAGAAUACAGUUCCGUCUCCCCGAUGGCUCCUCCUUCACCAACCAGUUCCCAUCAGAGGCGAAACUCCAGGAGGCCUGGCAGUUUGCAGCUCAGGAAGUAGGAAACAGGUAUGGCCACUUUGCUCUGGCGACCAUGUUCCCCAGGAGGGAGUUCACAGGGGAGGACCUAGAGAGGACCCUGCUGGAGCUGGAGCUGGUUCCCAGUGCUUCCAUUGUACUGCUGCCUCAGACAGGACGGCCCUCCAACGCUGUGGUGCAGUCUUCGGGAGGAGGGGGCAUCUGGGCAUUGCUGGGGUCUCUCUUUUGCCCACUACUGGCUGUGUGGAGGUUCAUCAGCAGCUUCCUUUUUGGCAGUCCUCCACCUGUUGGCACCUCUCCCGCAGUUCCACCCCAGCGCUCUGGUCCUACCUCUUCCUCAUCCAGCGAACCAAAGAGAGAAUCUCUUCGUAAACGACUUCCAGAAAAGCGACCUGAGGACUUUAAGAGAGAUGGCAAAAUCUGCAGGCUGCGGACACAGGAAGACAGUGAGGAUGACAACAACACUUGGAACGGCAACUCCACCCAGCAGAUGUAACUCGCUGACGUAGACUAAAGUGCAAUAACGUUUGUUUUUCUUCCUCUUACUUGGUUUGAGUAAUAUCAAGCCUGCUAACGUUUUACUGAUUUUUGUGCCCCUACCCUCCACCCCUGCAUGGGUAAAUAUAAUCAACUCGCUUCUGAUCAUUUGAUAUUCAUUGACCUUCUGUGUUGAAAACUGGCAGAUAUUGGAACACUGGUUUAUUGCAUAUCAGGAGACAUGAUCAAAGUGCUUAACCAUGUGACAUGUAGCAUGAGCAAUUAUGAGAAUUGUGGGCAUGUUACUGUUCCCUUUGCAUAUAAUUCACAAGCAUCUAUAAUCCAGACCCAAUUCCUGCA
Molecule: messenger RNA, 2037 nt
Organism: Megalops cyprinoides (Indo-Pacific tarpon)
Lineage: Eukaryota; Metazoa; Chordata; Actinopteri; Elopiformes; Megalopidae
Product: UBX domain-containing protein 4-like
Exons: 13
Coding region: 113-1696 (527 amino acids)
Molecular function (GO): protein binding
Source: RefSeq, a predicted model, not a curated record